Phoenix dactylifera (date palm) is the source of this 1381-nucleotide messenger RNA. The record is from RefSeq and is a predicted model, not a curated record. NCBI's taxonomy places the organism in Eukaryota, Viridiplantae, Streptophyta, Magnoliopsida, Arecales, Arecaceae.
AAAAGCUAAACCCUAAUUCUAGCAUUAUCCAUCCGCAAAUCCUAAAUUUCUUCGUCUCCUCGCCGCUAUCUUCCUUAUAAUAUCACCAUUCAGGAUGCCGUGCCCUCUGUAGACGAGGAGCUCCGGAAUGCCGUUGUCCUUUAACCUUUCCUCCUCUACCACCCCCUUCACUCCUCUCCCCCUCUCCCACCUCUCCCAAUUUGUUCCUCACCACUCCUUUCCUCACCGACCAGUCCGAUUAACCGGCUUCGACGGCGUCUUCGUCGACCGAUGCCGGGCGGUAGCCGCGAAGAGGUCGGGGUUUCUAUCGGUGAUAGACAGGGCCAUGGAGGAGGAGGAGGAGUACCGGCGGGCGCGGGCGGAGGUCCGGCGGAAGGGCGUGGAUGUGGAGGGAUACCUCAUCGAGGGGGUCUCCGUGGGCGGCCACGAGACGUGCGUGGUGGUUCCCAGCCUCAACGCCGCCUUUGACAUCGGCCGGUGCCCGUCCAGGGCCGUCCAUCAGGACUUCCUCUUCAUCACCCAUGCUCAUCUCGAUCACAUCGGAGGUCUUCCAAUGUAUUUAGCAACUCGCGGCCUAUACAGUUUAAGACCUCCAACAGUAUUUGUGCCACCAUGCAUUAAAGGGGAUGUGGAGAAGCUACUUGAAAUUCAUCGGACCAUGAGUCAAACUGAACUUAAACUUGAUCUAGUUGCUCUGGAUGUGGGAGAGACCUAUGAAAUACGUAAUGACCUUGUUGUCAGACCAUUCAGAACUCAGCAUGUUAUACCCAGCCAGGGAUAUGUCAUUUAUUCCAUGAGAAAGAAACUGAGAAAACAGUAUGCCCAUUUAAAAGGCACUCAAAUCAAGAAGCUGAAGCUCUCCGGUGUUGAGAUUACAGACACCAUAUUAUCUCCAGAGAUUGCCUUUUCGGGAGAUACGAUGUCUGAUUUCAUUAUUGAGCCUCGAAAUGCAGAUGCCCUGAGAGCAAAAAUUCUUAUCACUGAGGCAACUUACCUAGAUGAAGAAAAUGACAUCGAACACGCGCGAGAACGUGGUCAUAUGCAUUUGUUUGAGAUUUUAGAGCAUGCCCAGUGCUUUCGCAACAAGGCUGUCGUGCUUACCCACUUUUCAUCCAGAUACAGUAUUGAGGAUAUCCGCCAAGCCAUAUCAAAGCUGCAACCGAAGCUCUCUGCAAAGGUUCUUGCUCUCACAGAAGGCUUCAGAUCAAAUUAUUCAUAGUAUGUAACUUUGUAUGUGCCCACCAUCUUUCUAUUUAUUGUAAUUUUCUGUGACACAUUUAAAUUUAAAAUUCAAUCACAAAUUCACUUCUCUAGGCUUGUUGCUAUCUCACGAAAAAGUUUUUUUAUUUUUAGAAAGCUGUUCUAAUGAAAAAGUUAUGCA